Molecule: messenger RNA, 6005 nt
Organism: Saccostrea cuccullata (small rock oyster)
Lineage: Eukaryota; Metazoa; Mollusca; Bivalvia; Ostreida; Ostreidae
Product: receptor-type tyrosine-protein phosphatase delta-like
Exons: 33
Coding region: 1-5343 (1780 amino acids)
Biological process (GO): peptidyl-tyrosine dephosphorylation involved in inactivation of protein kinase activity
Cellular component (GO): signaling receptor complex
Molecular function (GO): protein tyrosine phosphatase activity; protein binding
Source: RefSeq, a predicted model, not a curated record
AUGACUAGGAUGAUUCUUACUUGGGUUUGUAUCAUCACCACAAAUGAAGCCGCUUCUCUGGGAGAAGGAUGUAUAUCAAAUGAAAACUGUACCGAUAAUGGAGCAAUUUGUGAAGAAUCAUCAAAAAAAUGUGUUUGUAACACAGGAGAUGGAUAUGAGCAAGAUGAUGGAGCAUGCAAACCAAGUCCUAUCACAGUGUCACUAACAGGACCAGACAGCAGUGUUAAAUAUGGAUCAUCCAUAAAUUUCACGGCAACAAUUAUAACUGGAGCAAGUGUGACUGCAGUAGCUUGGCAGAAGGUGGGGUCUGGUGGAAGUCUCUCAAACAUAACCGUAAACUCUACAAAGUACACACAGACAGGUGACCCUGAGUCUGGUACAGUAGUACUUACCAUCCACAACCUCAAGUACAGUGAUGAAGCCAGUUAUCAGAUCCAGGUUAACAACAGCCAUGGGGAGACUAAUACCAGUAACCGAGUGUCACUGCACUUGUCCGGAGACCCACCCAUCGUCAGUGUAUCAGGACCUACCCAGUCUGGUGACAGUGUAAUCAUUGGAUGUAAUGCUACUAUCACACCUGACUCUCCAGCCAUCACAACUAUUAAGUGGAAAAAAGAUGGAAAGGAUAUAGACAUAGCUAAUUCUAAUGGUAAAUACUCUGGAGGAACUGUAGACAGCCCAGCACUAACCAUCAAUACAGUAGACAGCGGUGACGCAGGACUUUACCAUUGUGUGGCCACUAAUCCUACAGCAUCCACUGCAAGUGACAAUAAUGUGAAUCUCGCUCCUCCCUCUGAUGUCAAAGUCACAGGUACCACAUCUGUAGUUCAUAAUUCCACAGCGACAUUCAAUGGGUCCUACACAUCAGUGUUGCCAUCUGUGACCAUCAAAUGGCAGAAACAAGGGACAGAUAAUAACUAUAAAGACAUUGACAUUGGCUCAUCAGAUGGUAAAUAUGCAGGGAGCAACAUUACUGGAACCAGUCCUAAACUCGUGAUCAACUAUGUAAAAUUUACUGACAGGACAUCAUAUAGGAUGGUGGUUACUAAUGGAGUGGGAUCUACCAACAGUGACCAGAUCACACUGGAUGUAACUGGAGCCAAACCAAUAAUAAACAUCAUCUCAAUCAACCCAACUGUCUACGGACAGUCAGCAACAAUCACAGCACAUGUUGCUUCUGACCCCCCAGCAACAGGAUAUGUGUGGCAGAAGUCUGUCAAUGACACACCAGAAAAUAUAACCUCUACUGACAAGUACAAUUUAACAGGAAACAUUACAGAGGGAAACUUUAGUGUUUCCUUAACUAUUUAUGAUGUGAAGUUUUCUGACCAGGCUAAUUACACACUGGUGGUAACAAAUUCUGUGGGAUCUCACACUAGUAAUGCAGUUACAUUGAAUGUUACAGGAGGUGAUUUGACUGUAACCACGGGCCCUGAUGUCACUGGUAGAUAUGGAGGAAGUGUAACCAUUUCAUGUACUGUAGAAGGUCCAGAGGUGAACAAAAUACUGUGGAAAAAAUACAGUGGUAAUACUCCUGUCAAAGACAUCCCCACAAAUGGUUCAAAAUACACAGGAGGGACAGUAUCCACUCCAGCUCUAACUAUAAACAGCCUGACUGAUGAUGAUAUGGGACAAUAUCAGUGUACAGCUAGUAAUCCUGGUGGACCUUAUUCUAGUAAUAGUAAAGCCACAGUCACUUUAAAUUACGGACAGUUCAAUGAGGAUUGUACUACAACAGAACCAUGCAAUGCUUCUAGUAAUUUAAUAUGUCUCAAUGGCAAAUGUCUUUGUAACACAACAUACUACCACAGGAAUAAUACAUGCUAUCUGAGAUCUGGUCUAGCUCCCUCUAUAAGCUUCAUCAACAGUACAACAACACAGUUCUCUGUCUUCUGGAGUCAUCCCUCUGUGGAUUACGACCUUGUCAUCAGUUAUAAUGUCUCCUGGAGACAGAAUGGUGGUUCUACAUCUGGACAGAAAACAGUGGAGAGGGGGAAGAAUACCACCACUGUCAACUCAGACCUAAUGUCUGGUCAGCGGUACAUUGUCACUGUUUCUGCUGUUGUCAGGCUAACAGAUCCAGAGGAAACCAUUACUAUAGACUCAUAUGAGAAAGAAGAGAGAUUAGAUCCACGUCCACCUGGUUCUAUAUUACACAGUGAAAGUUCUUUUGCUCACAACAACCUCACCUUGAAGUGGACUUCUCCAUCCAAAACCUUCGUCACCAGCUAUGACGUGAUGAUUGAUGGUGAAAGCCAAUCUACUGGAAAUAAUAAUCCAUGGCUCCAUUUCACAAUGAAAUCAUUAACUCCUGGGAAAUACUAUGUUGUCAGUAUCGUGACAAUCAGUGGUACAUCAAAUGAACCAACUGGUGAAAAGAGGAGUACAGCAUACACAGAGACAAUUAGAAUUACCCCAACAAAGCCAGGACCACCUACCAAUAUUAAAUGUCCACAGAGUCCAAUGGAUACCUCUUUAAUAAUAUCAUGGACUGCUCCCUCCAAUCCUAAUGGACAAAUUGUGAUGUAUCAGAUUUCUGUGAACCCUGGAAACAUCAUUAAAACUGUAGAUAAUUCCAGUACUUACAAUGUUAUGGAAUUAAACCCAGAACAACAGUAUUCUUUUAUUGUUUGGACUAUAAAUGAUGCAGAUGAAGCAAUAAGACGUAGUGAUGCUAGCCAACCUGUUAUUUGUAAAACACUGGCAGGAGUUUCUACACCUCCAACCAAUCUUACUGUUCAUGAAGUUCAAAGCAGAGACUUUCGAAUUAGUUUUGGAAGCCCUAAAAAUGUCAGUGGUCUUUUAUCUGGCUACAAAAUUGUCAUUUUUAAAGGACUUAUCUGCGUGAAGCAAAUAUUACUCAGUGGAACAGAUGAUUGUCCCCAAUGUGUGCAAACAAAUGGUUGUCCACCAUCUGAAAAUAGCACCAUUGAUCUCAGUCAACCAGUGAUUUAUAACAUUUCUGGUUUAGACCCAUACACUAGUUAUCUUGUUAGAGUGGCAGCAAUUAAUGGACAGGGAGAGGGGUAUCCUUAUAAUGUGACUGUUAAAACAGAGGAAGAAGUUCCAGAAAAACCUGGACAGAUAACUGCCAGUAAUAUACAGGCAAAGACUCUGACUUUGUCCUGGAAUGUAGCAGGUCCCUCACCUGGCAACACAACAUACAUUAUAGAGGUGUAUGAAGGGACAGAUGACACUGGAACAAACUUUAUCCUGAAACAACCAAAACGGUACACAUAUGGUUUCCAACAGAAGUCAUUGUCCAUAAUUGAACUGGAGGAAUACUGGCCGUACAAGUUUAAAGUUAUUGCUGCUACAGUUAAAGGGACCAGUGAAUCAGAUGUAUCAGAUAUUGUCAGAACAAAACAAGCAGCACCAGGACAAGUGGAAAACUUGACUGUCAAUAUAAAAGAAGGGAACUACAGAGAAGCAUAUGCAUAUUGGAAUAUUCCAUCAUUGAGGAACCGCAAUGGUGUCUUAGAAAACUAUCAUUUCACAAUCACAAAUCAAGGGACCGAGAAUUUAACAGGAACAAUUCCAGUCUCCCUCUCAAUACAACGUGUUGAACAAAAUUUUACUGUUGUACCAGAGGAAACAUAUACUGUAACAGUGUAUGUCACUAAUAAUGAGAGUAUGUCAAGUAAGGAAGCUCUACAUACCUAUAAAAUACCUGCUGGCCGUCCUCCCAUAGACAACAAUGUAGAAUUGAUAAGUACUGUACCAGGUCAACAUAAGUCUUCACAGCAAACCAUCACAGUAGAACUUAACACAGAUUUCUUCAGAAAUGAUUUAAACGGAAAACAAGUUCUAUUUGGAAUAACUGUGUGUGAAGAAUCUAAAUGUACUGAUCAAGGAUCAUUAAGUAUGAAAGAAAAUUGGGAAGGGCUACCAAACUGGCAUGAUGCCAGUAAAAAUGGAUUUCCAUUAUACAGAGUCACAAAUCAAACGUACAUGGACAAAAUCAAGAAUGGAGGAUCCAGAAGGAAAAGAUCAACAUUAUCAGAAUUUACCAUUGGACAAGAUACAGAAUGUUUCUCAAAGGGUUCUAAUGUAUACUGCAAUGGUCCUCUUAAUUCUGGGCAAUCAUACAGGGUGAUUUUAUUUGCCUGUACAAAUGGAGGAUGCACACACUCGGUGCAAUAUGGGCCAUAUUCCACAAUUAAAAUAAUAGUUGAAGAAAAAUUCCCUGUGGGAGCUGUUGUAGGAGGGGUGGUCGCUGUAAUUGCUGCCGUUCUCGUCGUCAUUAUAGCUGUGGUGGUUAGUAAACGACGAAGGUUAGGUACAACUUCCAAGUACACAGAAAAAUUGGAAACAGUUGUUGAUAUGGAAGACCCAGUUCCUAAAAAUAUCCCCAGGAAAAGACCAAUUCGGCUACGAGAGCUGGCAGACAAGGUAGCAGAGAAACACAAGGACAGUAAUCUUUAUUUUGCCCGAGAGUACGAGGAUCUGAAAACACUGAGUGCUAAACACGCAACGGAGAUGUCGGAACUGGACAGUAACAAGCUAAAAAACAGAUACGUCAAUAUUCUGCCUUUUGACGUGACUCGAGUGAAGUUACAGCUGACAGAAGAUGAUGAUCCGUCUACAGAUUUCAUCAACGCCAAUUAUCUACCUGGUUACAAGUCAGAGAGAGAGUACAUUGCCACUCAGGGCCCAAUUCCUGGAACUAUUGAUGAUUUCUGGAGAAUGAUUUGGGAACAGAAUGUAUCUAUCAUUGUCAUGUUAACGCUCUGUAAAGAAGAAGGCAGGGUGAAAUGUGAGAUGUACUGGCCAGAAAAUGUUAAAGAACCAAAGCAGUACGGAGAUUUAGUGGUGGAGACCGUCUCAUGUUCCACCGUCAACUUCUACGACUUCAGAAUCUUCAAGAUUAAAUUGGGAGAUACUACGCGGACCCUGAAACAUUUCCAUUUCCUACAGUGGAAAGAUUUCUCAGCGAAUGUUCAAAAUGAUGUCAUGAUUGAUUUCAUUAAAAAUGUGAGGAACCACAUCCGCCCUCCAGACAUGAACGGUCCUGUCGUGGUCCACUGUAGUGCGGGAGUUGGGAGGACUGGGACCUAUUGUGCCCUAGAUCACCUGUUUCAGGUCAUAGAUGAACAUGACCUUGACCACUCCAUUGACAUAUUUGACCUUGUCCUGAAUCUCAGAGAGCACCGCAUGUUCAUGGUCCAGACAGAGCAACAAUACAUUUUCAUCCAUGAUUGUCUGAAGGACUAUCUUGAGAGAAAACUAAAACAAGAGCAGGGGGGAGAUGAAUGUCUGUACGAAAACCAGGCGUUUGUUGCUGACGACCCAGCAGAGGAAUCUUUGUAUCAAAACUACAGCAACCAGAGAACGGACCUAUAAAGGGAGAUAAAUCCUAAGUCUCAAAGGGACAUCACUCCCACUACUUUUUAAACAUUGUGCUUCCAAGAGGAUCUUAUUUUUUGAGAAAUCAAAUAUUUAUCUUUACUAUAAUGGUUCAUGAUUGUUUACAAAUCAUUUUUUUUUUCAGUACAAUCAUAAAUGAUUUAUUGACUGUGAUCAACAUUCCUUAUUGUGAUUUUAAGUGUGAUUUCAUUUGACCAUUCAUUAUUUUUGGGGGAAAAACUUAUUUAUAUAUCAAAGAUACUUAUUUUGUUCAUUCCAACUUUGUGCACUUUCGCAUUCGCAUUCUAGACAUUUGUAUGUCUAUAUUUUUUUCAUUAAGACGUUUCUAUAUAUUUUGAAGUUAUGUUUUCUUUAUGUUCAUGGAUGAAAAAGAGCUUUCUUUUUAACAAAUGGAUUUAGAAUCUUUUAAAACUUUAUGAUAUAAAAUACAUGACUGUAUAUGACUUUUAUACAUUAGAACAGUUUUUUGAUGAGUUCAGUUUUAAAAAUGCAACGAAAUCCUUGUGAUUUUACAAAUGUCAUCUGCUGCCAGUAUGUGUGUUGAGAUCAUUUGUAGUCUAUACUACACACAAAUGCUAGAAAACAGUAUAUUAGUAUAGUUAAACAUGUACAGGUAUAUAACUAUCAUUUAAAAAUUU